GCCAUCAGCCAUGGACCAAGCACAGAUCACUCGCUGCCCGCUCUAUAAGAAUCUCGCUUGCGCGCACCCACGAGCCCAAUCCCAUGCAUGCAAACAAACUAGUAGCUAGUGAGCCACACACAACACAUCACAUCUAAGCGCAUGCAGCAGGCGAUGGCGUCCUCCUCCUCGUCUCCACUGCUCAUGCUGCUGCUGGUGCCGCUCCUGCUCGCCAUGGCGCGUCCGUGCUCCGGCGUGGACGCGAUCAGCACGUACUGCGCCAAGAACGGCACCAGCGCGCAGACGCAGGCCAGCAUCGACCAGGUCCUCACGGCGCUCGUCCCGCGCGCCUCGGCCGCCUACUACGCCACGGCCACCGCCGGCCGCUCCUCGUCCGCGGUAUGGGGCCUCGCGCAGUGCCGCGGCGACGUCCCGCGCCAGGACUGCUCGCUCUGCCUCGCCGCGGCGGCCAAGGAGGUCGCGUCGUCCUGCCGCGGCAGCUCGGACGGUCGGGUCUUCUACGACUACUGCCUGCUCCGGUACUCCAGCUCCAACUUCAUCGGCCUCGCGGACACUGGGUACACGCUCAUCCUCCUCAACACCCAGAACGCCACCGGCGUGGACCUGGCCGCGUUCGACCGGGCGCAGGGGAAGCUCAUGUCCCGCGUCGCCUCCGAGGCCGGCGACACCGCCAACAAGGGUCUUGCGACGGACACGACGCGGCUAGGAGGCGGCGGCGGCGGAGCCAAGACGACCAUCUACGGGCUCGGGUGGUGCACUAGGGACAUCACGGCAGCGGACUGCGGGCUGUGCGUGGCGCAGGCGGUGGCGGAGCUGCCCAACUACUGCCGGUACCGGCGCGGGUGCCGCGUGAUCUACAGCAGCUGCAUGGCGCGCUACGAGGUGUACCCCUUCUUCUUCCCGCUCGGCGGCGCCCGCGAGUCGGCCGACGAGGUCGGACAGUGCGACAAGAUCGUCUUGAACGCAUGAUGGGUGGAGUACAUCUAGUCAACUACAGUGCUAUCUACAUAGCACGCUAGCUCGUUGUGCGUACCUGGUGGUGGCGAAUCCAUUUGUUAGUGUCUGGGUAGCUCGUAGCUGAUCUAGAAUCCAAGCGGGGUCCAAAUAAUUUCAAUAAUUGCAAAAUAAGCUAAAUACAAGCCUUUUUUUUUUUGCGGAGAGAAAUACAAGCCUUGUGGUUCUUUGUGUACA
This is a messenger RNA of Triticum aestivum (bread wheat), 1191 nucleotides long. Its product is annotated as cysteine-rich repeat secretory protein 55-like. Lineage: Eukaryota; Viridiplantae; Streptophyta; Magnoliopsida; Poales; Poaceae. The transcript has a single exon. The record is from RefSeq and is a predicted model, not a curated record. Bases 142 to 969 code for a protein of 275 amino acids.